Bombyx mori (domestic silkworm) is the source of this 5227-nucleotide messenger RNA. It is a transcript of the gene Tnpo-SR, whose product is annotated as transportin-3. Gene Ontology annotation, biological process: protein import into nucleus. NCBI's taxonomy places the organism in Eukaryota, Metazoa, Arthropoda, Insecta, Lepidoptera, Bombycidae. The record is from RefSeq and is a predicted model, not a curated record. The transcript has 11 exons. The coding region runs from base 257 to 3037 and encodes 926 amino acids. Gene Ontology annotation, cellular component: cytoplasm.
UAAAUUAAAAUAUUACAACUUCGUUUUCCAGUCAACUUGAAUCAAGUCAAUGCGGUUUCGAGCUCAGCCCUGCUGACUGACUCGAAUCUGUCAUCUGUCAUUUGCAAUUUGUGGUUCGUUGUCGUUUCGUUUUGAGUUUCUUUUUGUAAUCAAAUUUGAUUCGAAACAAUACUUUCUUAAGUAGAUAUGAAAAGUAACAUUUUAUGCACCAGAAAAGUGUGGGGUUGAGAUUAGUAUAAGAAUUUAAAUCUCCACGAUGGAUGCUCCUUCAAUGGACACUGUUUACCAGGCGAUCAGCGCUCUGUACGAUGGCCCAAAUGGAAAUGAAAUUGAGAAGGCUUCGCUAUGGCUCGCCGAUGUACAGAAAUCCAUCCACUCAUGGAAGAUUGCCGACGAGUUGUUGCAGCAAAAAAAGGACUUCAAUUCCUGUUAUUUCGCGGCACAAACGAUGAGAGCGAAAAUUCAGCACAACCUUUCAGAGCUACCAGCAGAAUCUCAUGUACCACUUCGUGACACUCUGAUAGCUCACCUGGAGCGCACGACUCCGGACACCACAUCUUCAAUUCUCACGCAGCUUAGCUUGGCAUUGGCGGAUCUUGCCCUCCAAAUGCCAUCUUGGCAAGACUGCAUAAGUGACCUCAUAAAAUUAUUUUCAAACAAAGAAUAUCUACUAUUGGAGAUUUUGACAUUACUACCUCAGGAAAUUGACUCUUCGAAUUUAAAAUUGGGUGAAAAUCGCAGAGAAGACAUAAAAUCCCAACUACGUUUGAAUUCACAGACAGUAAUGUUAUUUCUUAAGCAAUGUCUGAAUAAUUCACAAGGCAGUACAAAUGUGGGCUUAAAAUCUAUAAAGUGCAUGACAUCAUGGCUGCAAGUCCGAGCCGUGAACUUACAUGAGAUACCCCAGAACACUGUCAUAGGAUAUAGUUUACAAGUUUUGAGAGACCACAAUUCUAUCAACACAUUGCAUGAUGCUUCUUCUGAUUGUAUAUGUGCACUAUUACAAUGCUUGGAAGAAGUUAAUGACCAUGAAAAUAUAGACAGAUUGCUAUUUGACAGUGUGGUGGCAUUAGAAGAAAGCUACCACUUGGCUGUUGCUCAUGAGGAAGAGGAAAAAGUGUCCAAUUACGCCAGAGUGUUCACAGAACUAGCUGAAUCAUUUCUGAUGAAAAUAAUUGAUUGUACUGAUAAUGGGAAUACACAUUUUGCAAUGAAAUCAUUAGAAUUAGCUUUAGUUUGUGUUGGAUAUCAUGACUAUGAGGUGGCAGAAAUAACAUUUAAUUUAUGGUACAGAUUAUCAGAGGAAGUGUACAGGAGAGAUCACCAACCAUUAACAGAUGCAUUUAAACCUCAUAUAGAGAGGUUGAUCGAAGCUUUGGCAAGGCAUUGUCAAUGUGAACCUGACUUGACACAAUUGCCCGACGAAACUGAUGAUUUUUAUGAAUUCCGUCAAAAAGUGAUGAGUCUGAUCAAGGAUGUGGUGUUCAUAGUGGGAUCAAGUUCAGUUUUCAGACAAAUGUUUGCUGCAUUACAAUCUAACAUUUCAUGGGAACAGACAGAAGCUGCUCUCUUUGUUAUGCAAUCUGUUGCUAGAAAUAUCUUACCGGAUGAAUACGAAUACGUGCCGAAGGUGGUGGAAGCGAUACUGUCGAUGCCCUCCAGCAGCCACCUGGGCGUGCGCGCCACGUGCAUCCUGCUGCUGGGCGAGCUGGCGGACUGGGUGGAGCGGCACGCGGCGUCGUGCCUGGCGCCCUGCGUGGCCAUGCUGCUGGCCGCCCUGCCGCAGCCCCGGCUGGCGCUGCCCGCCGCCACCGCGCUGCAGAACAUCUGCAAGGCGUGUCCCGGCGGAGCGGCCGAGCACAUCGGCAAGCUGCUGGGCGCCGUGCAGGCGCUGGACCAGCUCGCCGCGCCGCCGCCCGCCGCCGCCGCGCUCAUGCGGGCCGUCGCGCCCGUCGUGGCCAGCCUGCCGCCCGACCAGAUGAGCGCAGCCCUCUGCGAAGCGUCAGCCCCCCAACUGGAGGGUCUCCGUCGGCUGUGCUCGGCUCGGCAGCCCAUCAAGCGCGGCACCACGUCGGACCCCGUGCUGUACCUCGACCGGCUCGCCGCGCUGUACCGCGACCUCACGCUCUCCGCCGACCUCAAAAACGUCGCGGCGUCCGAAACGCACCCGUGUCUGCCGGCGCUCACCGAGGCGUGGCCCGUGCUCAUCGACGUCAUGGACAAGUUCGGCGGCGAGGAGCGCGUGAUGGAGCGCGUGUGCCGGGCGGCGCGGUUCGGCGUGCGGGCGGCGCGCGGGGCGGGCGCGGCGCUGCUGCCGGCGCUGUGCGGCGCGCUGGCGCAGCUGUACCCGCGGCACGCGCACUCGUGCGUGCUGUACCUGUGCUCCGUGCUGGUGGACGAGCUGGCGGCGCGGCCGGGCUGCGCGGCGGCGCUGGCGGGGCUGCUGGCCGACCUGCUGCCGCCAGCCUUCGCGCUGCUGCAGCGGGACCACGGCUUCAGGGACCACCCCGACACCGUCGACGAUCUGUUCCGGCUCUUCAUCAGGUUCCUGCAGCGCAUGCCGGUGCAGCUGCUGUCGUGCGGCGUGAUGGGCAGCAUCCUGCAGUGCGCGUGCUCCGCCGCCGCGCUCGACCACCGCGACGCCAGCGCCUCGCUCAUGAACUUCCUCGCGGACUUCGCGCGCCUCGCCAACACCGCGCACCCCGACACCGCCGAGGCGCAGCACGCCAAGGCGCUGGCCGAGGAGCUGGUGGUGACGUACGGCGGCGCGCUGACGGCGGCCGUGCUGGAGGCCAGCGUGCUGCACCUGCACCGCGGGCUCGUGCCCGGCGCCGCCGACGUGCUGCUGGAGCUGGCGCGCGCGGAGAGACGGCACGGCGCCGCGUGGCUGGGGGCCGCCGUGCGCCAGCUGCCCGCGCGCCACACCGCCGCCGCCACGCUGCUGCAGGCGCAGCACUUCCACAACACGGCGCGCAGUACGGAAAAAUCCAAGGAAAUGACCAAACUGCUGCGCGACUUCGCGAAACUCUACCGAUGAGACUCCCCCGGCCCGCCCCCGCGCAUUGAGCUACAACGUGAGUCUGUAAUCGUUCACCGAUGUACAUCUAGCCACUGCAGUAGUAUUGUGUAAUUGUAUCGUUAGUCCCGAGGCCGCAGAGCAGCGCGUGUGCGCGUGUUGUCUGCGGCGCCGGGACAUCUACUAAUGUUGUGAGUGCGAGUGUUGCGUGACCACGUUCCGCUGGCCCUGUACAGUGAAUAGUUCGCAACACAGUUAGUGAGCUCACGGCGCCUCCGCCACUGAGCACCGCGAGGGCUGCGAAGUCACAGGGAGAAUGAAGGCAGCCCACUUCUACAAUAGAAACAUUAACAGAGCCCGAGAUACGUGAGGGUGUGGCUCAGCACGACUGCCCGACGACUGAUUAGUUCUGGAAACGGCUCUUAUUUCAGUCUCCAAGUCUCUAUGUCUUUUUGUAUAUCUUUUUUAUCUAUUUUGACUCAUCGGUGACGGUUCGUAAUAAAUGUGUCUCACUUUUCAAUAUCCAUUCGGCAGUCAUAUCUUGAUUACGGUUCUUGUUUUCAAAAAAUUAUAUUUAUACAAAUACAUAACAGAAUUUUUAUUUAUUUGCAUUAAUAAUAAAAUAAACGAGCAUAUCUCUUUCAAAAAAUAUAAAUGUCUAUUAUUAAAAUCAUUGCAAAAAAUAAAUAUUUAAAUUACGUACAUAAUAAAUCUUAGCAAAAAAUUAUAUUCAGUUAUGAAAGGCUAAAUUUAAAACUAAUUUUAAUUUUUGUCCCCGUGUGUAAAGUAUGUUCAGAAAUGUAAGAAAUUUGCAAAUUUCUUUUUUAUGCAAUUAAAUGUUAAGUAUAAUAUAAACAGUAUGAAACACACACAAAUUGUUUUCGCUGGAAAACUGACAACUUUUUGAACAAUAAUCAUAGAACAAACUUAUUGUCCAGCCCGUAUAUGGAGUUGGCGAAAUUUCAGAGACAAGCCAAAACAAGCAUUUUGAAUUUAAAUUCUCAUUAAUUUUGAAGUUUGCUUAAGGUAAUUAGUUCUUACAAUCAAUAUUGAGAUAGCAAUAAAAAUAAUUGUGAAUACAUUUAUUGUACAUAAUGUAGAUGUUAAAUUUAUUACAACUGAUAUAAAUGUAGUAAUGAUAUUAAAAUUUAUCAAUUUCUUGGUUUUUAAUUUACACAAAUUAGAUAAUUAAUAGGAUGUAUUUAUUCCUUGGAGGUUUCAUGCUGAAUAUGAAGCACAUUUUGCAAUAGAUUCACUUUUGAGUACUCUACGAAUACACAUGGUGAUUUAGAAAUAAUUUUAAUUAUUUAUCAAUGCCCAUUGCUUUAAAAAGGUCUUCAUUCUCUACAAAUCGUCAAGUUAUUUGAAACAUUAAGCUCUUCGCUUUCUCGCCGACUGAUACAAGUUAUGAUGGCAAUAAAUAAUUCUGUUCCUAAUUAAGUGAUUUAUUGUCGCAUUUUUUUUUCAUUGUAAUUUCAACUUGUCGAAUCUUUUCAGUUUUCAGUUUUUGUGAAAAUAUAUGCCGGUCGCCUUAGUAAUGAUAAUUUACAUUAAUAUUUGACGUGAGGCUAUUCAUUGAUUGGUACAUAUAAUUAACAUGAUUUGUACUUAUGUCACGAAUUGCUAUUGAAUUUUAAAUGGAACACAAAUAUUUUUUGUACACAACGUAUCUAAUUUAUUAGAGUUACUGCUUUUUUCAUAUUUCUAUCUAACAUCGGUUCGUAAUAUUGCUCGUAUGACCACUUCACACGCUCGGCUCUUGUAACCCUUCAUGACCCUUAAUUAACCAUACCAUUUUUUUAGUUUAAAAAAAUAUAUUAAUUUAUUACGUUUGCUAAUCGGUUUAAGAUGCAAAAUCGAAUAAGCGCGGUGAAACUCGUCUAAACCUUGAAAUUGUAAUAUGUUCAUUUAUUUUCAUCCAAUUAUGAAAAUACUCCGCAUAUCGUAAACAAAGGAUCAGGAAGGAAGGAAGGAAAGUCAAAUAUAUUAUUUUAUAUGUUGGUAGAGACGCUACAGAAGUACAGUAGAAAGUGUUGCUUGUAAAUUUACUUUUCAAAUAUUAUUUUAUGUGGACUUAAGCUGUCAAUAGGUAAGUAUGGACAAUACUGUAUCUAAGUAAUUGUGUUUUGUUAGAUUUUAAUAACUUUUUUAUUUCGUAUGUGAUAAAUGCGCAUUAAAUUGUAAAUAUUUAUUAAAAAUGUUUACCGACAA